AUGAACGUUCUAGUAUUUAAUGGUACUGGAGCUUCUGCUAGUUCUGUUAAGCAUACAGUGGAAACAUUACGUAGGUUUUUAGAACCAUAUUAUGCUGUUAAUACUGUAUCUAUUAAGGCAUUGGAAUCUGAACCUUGGACGUUUAAGGCUUCUGCAAUUGUAUUUCCAGGUGGAGCUGACCUUCCAUACGUUAAAAAUUGUAAAAAUGUCAUCCCAAAAAUUAGAAACUUUAUAGAAAGCGGUGGUAUUUAUAUUGGUUUCUGUGCAGGCGGUUAUUUUGGUAGUUCACGUUGUGAAUUUUCACAAGGUGAUCCUCUCUUAGAAAUUACAGGCAAUAGAGAACUUGCUUUAUUCCCAGGCAUAGCUAGAGGUCCUGCUUUUAAAGGUUUCCAAUACAAUAGUGAACUUGGUACAAAGGCUGCCACUUUAAAACUAAAAGAUGGUUCUGCAUUUAAGUCCUAUUUCAACGGUGGCCCAACUUUUGUUGAUGCAGAGAAUUAUAACAAUGUUGAAGUUCUCGCUUAUUUCCAAGAACCAACAGAUGUGUCAAGUUCAGAUAUUAAUUCAACAAAUGAUUUAAAUGAAGGUAAUACUGUGAAUGCUGCUGCUGUAGUGUUAUGUGAAGUCGGUAAGGGUAAAGCAUUAUUGACAGGACCACAUCCUGAAUUUAAUCCUGAAUAUCUAGAGAAAUCAGAAAGUAGAGAAUUUAUCAAAGAUGUUAUUAAAGAGUUAAAGGAUAAUGAAAAGGAAAGAUUAAAAUUUAUGAAAUUCAUCCUUACAUCAGCGGGUUUAAAAUGCAGUGAUCAUGAUGAAACUCAACCUCUUCCUACUCUGAAGCCAUUAUUUGCUUCCUCUUCUAGUAAUAGACACCAUUACUUGACUAGAUUUAAGGAAGCUUUGAUAGAACAUGGGUCUGAAGAUACAAAGAUCUAUCCACAAAGUGGCAUUGAAUUUGAUGGUGGUGAAAAUAAGAUAAUGAUAUUUGAAGGUUUCAAUAAAAAUUAUAGGCAUUUGUCAGAUUUGAUGAGCAAGUAUGACCUUGACGAUGAAUUGAUUCAAUCAAUUAUUUUUCCUGAUCAAGGAGAGAAUUUCCCACCAAAAUCAUACACACCUCACUUCAAUACUGAGAUAUACUUUGAAAAUUUGAAAACAAACUCGGUAGGGUCUAUUUGUCUCUAUGGUGAAGUAGUUACUUCAACAAGUACCCUUUUAAAUGCUAACAGGCUUUUGUUAUCAAACAUACCAAAUAACAGUCUUCUUCAUGUAGGAACAAUCCAGUUAUCAGGUAGGGGAAGAGGAGGCAACAGUUGGGUUAAUCCAGUAGGUGUAUGCGCCUCGACAGCGGUCAUCAACAUCCCAACUGUUUCUCGGUUUACUAACAAGCCUAUAUCGGUCGUGUUUGUCCAAUAUUUAGCAAUCCUAGCAUAUUGUAAAGCAAUUAUCUCUUAUGAUUCUGGCUUUGAGGAUAUACCAAUUAAGAUUAAAUGGCCAAAUGAUAUUUAUAUUUUAAGUCCAAAUUACUACUCUCAAAAGAAAAUGCACAUUUUAGGCAGAGGUAUGGAAUCUAGAGUAGUUCCUUUAACUGAAAUUGAGCCUGCGUAUGUUAAAGUAGCAGGUAUGUUAGUUAAUACUAAUUACAUUAAUAAUGGAUAUUCAGUAUUGCUGGGAUGUGGUUUGAACAUAAAUACUGAAGGGCCAACUACUUCUUUGAUGAGAUGGGUAAAUUUAUUGAAUGAAGAACGUAAAGCUCAGAAUCUUGCUCCACUGCCAGAAAUAAAAACUGAAAAAUUAUUGGCACUGUACAUGAAUCAUCUAGAAGUAUUGUUAGAAACUUACGAAAGAUAUGGUUCAUCGGCAAUACUUGAAGAUUACUAUAAAUUCUGGCUGCAUACCAAUCAAUUAGUGACACUAUCUGAUCAUCAGAAUGUAAAAGCCAUUAUUUCUGGUAUCACUAGUGAUUAUGGUUUAUUGAUAGCAAAAGAGUGUGUUCAAGGAUCUGAAACAGAAUUCACUAGUACAGUUUAUAACUUGCAACCCGAUGGUAAUUCCUUUGAUAUCUUUAAAGGUCUCAUCUCCAAAAAAGUUCUUUAA
Molecule: messenger RNA, 2091 nt
Organism: Vanderwaltozyma polyspora DSM 70294
Lineage: Eukaryota; Fungi; Ascomycota; Saccharomycetes; Saccharomycetales; Saccharomycetaceae
Gene: BPL1
Product: biotin--[acetyl-CoA-carboxylase] ligase BPL1
Exons: 1
Coding region: 1-2091 (696 amino acids)
Biological process (GO): protein modification process
Cellular component (GO): cytoplasm
Molecular function (GO): biotin--[biotin carboxyl-carrier protein] ligase activity
Source: RefSeq, a predicted model, not a curated record